Effrenium voratum is the source of this 2577-nucleotide messenger RNA. The record is from the annotation of a GenBank genome assembly. NCBI's taxonomy places the organism in Eukaryota, Dinophyceae, Suessiales, Symbiodiniaceae.
AUGCUCGCCUGCAGGCAUCGCGCGAAGUCCUGCAACUCCUCCGGAGUCUUCCUGGCAGCGGGUGGCUCGUUGAGUGGGCCCGGCGUUGCGGGGACCCUUUCAGGGGUGCCAGGGGAGCCACUACAAGCGGGUGACCGGGCAGCAAGAGCUUACGCAGAAGCAGUCCAGCACCUCACUGAGCGGGGGCUAGGGCAAGAAGUGGACAUACUAUUGCAGGGGCAUGUAGCGAAAGGGUUUGCGAAGCAGCCAUACUGGACACUGGCCCCUGCAGCACGUAAAUUUCUGCAGGAGUUACACGUGCCUGCGUGGAGCUUUAGUUUGCAUAUGUACGAGCCAGCCAGCAAGCCGGCGGAGCCAGGUGUGGCGGAGGAACUUCUGUCAAGACUCGAGGCUUCUUUGGGGGACACCGCAAGCGUGGCAGGAUGCGUUGAGGGGGAGGUUACGCAUAUGCGGACCCAGCAGAGACGUGGCUACGGCGAAGUCUUGUAUGACGGCACGCCGGACAUCCCUGUUGUAACCUCCAAGGACUUCUACGCAUUUCUCCGCAAGGAGCUCGCCAAGUCAGGCGCUGGAGCAGCGCGUGUUCGACUGCGGGAGCAGACAACCACACAUGGCAGAUCUAUUACAGGUUUAUGCGGCAAAUGGCGAUGUUCAGGCUGCACGUGGAAAAUGUUGGCCACCCUGACGCUGAAGCAAAACGGCAGCACGAAUGUUUUGAUCUCGUGCGACGGCAAGCAUGGGGAACAAGAGCAACCUCGUGGCACAGCCUUGUGGACGCGCGCGGAGGCGGCUGCAAUUGAGAGAGCUUUUCCAGGCGGGGCGCUGCUUUCUGCCAAAGGCAUCCGCAAGGCACUUGAAGAGGCCAAGAUGGGGUUGAAGUGCACGUCGUUGCAAAUCAAGCAGUUUGUCAGCCGCGAGAACAAGAAACGGCGAUCUGAAUCUGGCGACGCUGGAACAAGCGUGCAAGGCUUGAAAAAUGUUGUGUCGUCGUGGAUCGACAAACAAUCCGCAUCGUGGGUCGACGCUGCCUUGACAGAACUACGUGUACUGCAGGCGGCGGACUGUGCGGCAGGGCACUGUUUCUUUGCAUGGUCUUGCCGCGGCUUCCUCAACAACCUCAAGGGAAUCAAGAACAGAUUGGUGUGCUUGGUUGUGGAUGGGAAGCAAAAGAUAGCAACUACGGGCGCGGUCAUUGCGAGUGUAGGAGUUCUGUGCAGCAGCGAGACACCGAGGAACACAACAUUGGCCCGCGACACAGAGGGCAAGAAGUUGCAGGCAGAGCUUCGCACCAACACGGUCCAGCUAGUUAUGCAAGCCUAUAUGGACGCAGAGAGCACGGACAAUUUUGUUCGGUUCUUUCAGCUGUUGUGCGACACAGCGCAGGCAAAGUUCGGGGUAUCCUUGCCCAGCCAGGUGCUGCAGAUGCACUCCGAUUUCAGCGACUCCAUAGAAGCUGCUCGGCGCAAAGUUUUCCCGAAGGCUCGCCCAUGCCGCGACUACCCGCACAUGAUGAGGGCGGUGCAAGGGACGCUGAGUAAGAAGGCCUUGGAGGACUGGCGCGCCCGGACCUUGCACGCGCUACGCUGCACGCGAUUCCUCCCAACAGCAGAGCUGUUCAGCGCUGUCUGGAAACUGAUCUUGCCAGAGUUGCAAGCAGCUGGCAAGGGAGAGGUUGUGGCGUACCUGAAGGAGUACAUCAAGGACGUGCGAAAAGAGGUCCUUGAGAAAAAGUUCAGCCUGCGGGACGGGCUUCUGGCUGAGACGACGCUGCUCUGGGCAGAUUACUGGAGCGGGGUGCUUGGCACACACCCAGGAAGCGCCACGGGGACCCAGACCAUUGAGGCCUUCCACAGUUUCUGGCAAGAGCAGAUUCGCAGAAAAGCUCGGAGCAAGCCGGGCGAAGUUUUGCUCCGCAUGCAGGGCCUGUACCAGAAGGAGUGGAAGGCACACAUGGUGGCAGACUCAGCUACCCACAGGGCCUCACUGUGGCCAACAGAGCCAGAUCCUCUGUUUGUAAGCGGCACAGGCCUGCACCGUCUGGGGCAAAACUCCGCCGAAGAGUACUGGGCAGCGCGACAAAAGCGGAAUGUGCAGAAGGUCGAGGACAAGAGCACAAACGCAACUUUUUAUGUGCUUCGAGCCCAGAAGACUGACAAGGAGGAGCCAGCGCAGGCAAAUGUCAGUGAGGCCAUUGCCCAGCGCAUUGUGCGCCUCAUUCUUCUGGCCGGGCCCGACCUCGAUGCAGCCUUGAGUGAGAGUGGUGUUGUGAGGCAGGUGGACACAGGUGCGUGGAAACUAGAUCUCGCCAGCUUGGACCUGCUUUUCAACUGCCACUGUGUCGUGAUGAUCGGAGACCUGCCACGCAAGUACUAUGCACGCUUGUACAACCAUGCAGAUGUCAAAGACAAGGCGGCGUGCACGUGCCCAACUUUUGGCCAGCGGGCGCAGUGCUCACAUGUGUAUUACAUAGAAGCCUUGACAGGUCAAAUCGACCUGAGGGCCCUGCCUCAGAAGCAAAAGCGCGUCCGGCCCAAAAAAAGGCCAGCAGCGCUGCAAAAAGCAGUGACUGUUUCCUGA